GCCCAGUGUCAGUCUGAUGAAGAUUGGCAUGCAGGCUUUGUGUGGAGAGUUGGAUAUCGGGCCACAGAGCAGAGAACAACAUUGAAACCUGCUGCGUUGCUGUGGGCAAGCCAACUUCUAGAUGUGAAGCUAUCCCAUGAUGCAACAUGUGUCCCCAGCACCUGCAGUGACAAUGAUGGCCACCCAGAGCGUUCCUCCACCAUCGUACCAGGAGAGCCAACAGAUGACGGGCACCACUCAGCAGAACACCAAGACCCCACAGGUCCAUAUCCCAGCAGCCUCUGCAGCAGGAAAUACCUCUGUCAGUGUGACCCUUGACCCCCAGGCCCAGCUUGAGUCUGACAAGAGGGCUGUUUACAGACAUCCGUUGUUUCCCCUGCUGGCGUUGUUGUUUGAAAAAUGUGAGCAGGCCACACAGGGAUCUGAAUGCAUCACGUCAGCCAGCUUUGAUGUGGACAUUGAAAACUUUGUGCACCAGCAGGAGAGAGAACAUAAACCCUUCUUCAGUGAAGACCCAGAACUGGACAACUUGAUGGUAAAGGCCAUUCAGGUGUUGCGAAUCCACCUAUUAGAACUAGAGAAAGUCAAUGAGCUCUGUAAAGAUUUCUGCAACCGCUACAUCACCUGCCUCAAAACCAAGAUGCACAGUGACAACCUCCUCCGUAAUGACCUCGGAGGACCCUAUUCUCCAUCACACACCAGUCUCAACAUGCAGCAGGAACUAAUUCAGACCUCCUCUCCAUCCAUGACCUCUGUCUCCAGCUCUGUUAACCCUUCAGGGAUUGUGGUGCCCGCCGGGGGUCUGCAACAGGGCAAUGUCGCCAUGACUACCAUCAACUCUCAAGUGGUAUCGGGUGGGACCCUGUACCAGCCAGUUGCCAUGGUGACAUCGCAAGGGCAAGUGUUAACGCAGGCGCUGCCGCCGGGAACCAUCCAGAUCCAAAACUCACAGGUAAACGUGGACCUGUCAUCCCUGUUGGACAGCGAAGACAAGAAGUCCAAGAAUAAGAGGGGGGUCCUGCCCAAACAUGCCACUAACAUCAUGCGCUCCUGGCUCUUUCAGCAUCUCAUGCACCCGUACCCGACAGAAGACGAGAAAAGGCAGAUUGCAGCACAAACAAAUCUAACCCUUUUGCAAGUGAACAACUGGUUUAUCAAUGCUCGUCGGCGUAUCCUCCAGCCCAUGUUGGACGCCAGUAACCCAGACCCUGCUCCUAAAGCGAAGAAGAUGAAGUCCCAGCACCGCCCGACACAGCGCUUCUGGCCUGACUCCAUUGUGGCAGGAGUUCUGCAGACACACAGAUCAGGAAACAACUCAGACAACCCGCUGAGUAUGGACAGCCUCCAGUCGCUGUCCUCAGACUCAGCCACCCUGGCCAUGCAGCAAGCCAUGCUGGGAGCUGACGACUCCAUGGACGGCACUGAAGAAGAGGAUGAAGAGGAAGAGGAGGAGGAAGAGGAGGAAGGGAUGGAGGAGGAAGAAGAGGAGGAGGACGGAGAGGAGGAAAAUGACAGAGGGAGGCAAAUGUCUAGCGGAGGAGGAGGAAGGAGAGAUCUGCGCAUGGAGCACAGAGAGGAACUGGAGUCACAUCUGUUACAGAGUAAAAACCAAGUCACACGAAUCAGGCCUGAUAAACUGUGUAAGAAUGGAACAAAAGAAAGGAGACAAAUAAGCUGCAGCAGCGAAGAGGCUGCAGAAGCCUUCCAACAAGUGCAGGCCUUUAGAGGAACUCUUUGGCGCUACACAUAUUUUCUAAUAGUAUCACCAAAGAAAGCUGGAAGACUUCAGGAGUUCAAAAUGUCCAUCGCCCAGGCGGCGGCCAAGGCCAUGCUAUCUGAUGCCCUGCUGCAGGGAAGCUCCGGGAUAAACCGGAUCAGCCACCUAGAGCUGGAGCUUCCUCUGGACAAGGUCAUCAAGUUUGUGUCUGUCGGCCUUCCGCUGAUGCUGGUGUGUAUGGCCUUCGCCCGCGAGAUCUCCCUGGGGCCUCAGAUCAGCUGUUUCCCUCCCAGCAAUUUCACCAUCAAGCAGGCCAGCUAUGUAGACACAUACUGCUGGGACUCUCUCAUGCAUCAUGAGUUUGACAGCGAUGGGAACUUCGAGGAGCGCUCGCUCUGGGUACACAAAAUGUUCCCUUACUCUCUACUGGCCAUGGCAGUGUUGAUGUACCUGCCGGCUCUGAUCUGGCGCCAGCUCGUCAUGCCUUCUCUGGGCUCGGACCUGCUUUUCAUAAUUGAUGAACUGGACAAGUCGUACAACCGCUCGAUCCGACUGGCCCAGAGCAUUCUAGAUAUGCGCCAGAACACUAAGAAUCCCCUCACAUUUCAGGCAGAACUGCAAAGGGCCAAGAAGAAGCGAUACUUUGAGUACCCUCUACUGGAGAGAUACAUGCAGUGCAAACAAAACUCCUAUUUCCUUGUUAGCAUGCUUUUCUUGCGGGGCUUCCUCCUCCUGACCUUCAUGGCAGCUGCUUGUCUCUACCUGGCCUACUUCCACCUCUCUGCCUUCCUGCAGGACGAGUUCAGCUGCUUUGUCCGCACGGGUAUGCUGCGUGAUCAGAACUGGGUCCCUGAAUUGGUUCAGUGUAAAAUGAUUGGCCAGUUGGUUUUUCAGGUGAUAAGCGUGGCCAAUGGUGCCAUCUAUGUCCUGUUGGCUCCUAUCGUCCUCUUCAGUUUGAUUCGGCUCUUUGUUUGGGACACCACAUUCAUCUCCGUCUACGAGGUCCUCCCAGCCCUUGACCUCAUCAACCGCCGUAGACUAGGCUGCCCACUGAAUGACCUAAACGUCCUCCUGCUCUUCUUGCGUGCCAACGUAGCUCAUCUGAUGUCUUAUGGGAAAGUGAGAGCGCUGUGCUCACUUGCGCCACCACAGGUGGGCAACAGCACCGCGGGACAGGGUCUGAGCACAAUGCUGACCCAAGAGGAGAUAGAAGAGCGAGAAGAGGCUGCGAUGGAGCUGGCAGAGGAGGUGGAGGAGGCCAAGGAGGAGGGGAAACUCAACUUAGUGGAUAUCAUGACUAUUCUGGGAGCGGCACAGGGAAGAGUGGUAAACUGCAGCGAGAAGAGGCCUCUGGUGGAGGAGAAUAUGAGUCUCGAGCCUAACCACCAGGGGUACCAUGAGUUGAAGGAGACUGCACCAUUUAGUCAUUACUAGGCCUCCUAUGGACUGAAUCAAUGUGAUAACAAUGGG
Epinephelus fuscoguttatus (brown-marbled grouper) is the source of this 3187-nucleotide messenger RNA. RefSeq lists its product as uncharacterized. The transcript is spliced from 19 exons. Gene Ontology annotation, biological process: regulation of DNA-templated transcription; monoatomic cation transport; positive regulation of interleukin-1 production. The coding region runs from base 137 to 3151 and encodes 1004 amino acids. The record is from RefSeq and is a predicted model, not a curated record. Gene Ontology annotation, molecular function: channel activity; DNA binding. Lineage: Eukaryota; Metazoa; Chordata; Actinopteri; Perciformes; Serranidae.